GGGCAAGAGUGUAGUGGCGUAGGAGCAAAGUUGGUCUCUGAUCUUUCCCCUGCAAGGGAAAGAGAAGAACAGAGACACACCAGUGUAUAGGGUUUCGGCUUGCCUGUGCGUGUUACUGUCGCAAUGGCAGGAGGUCUCUUCUCCAUGGAGCACCCAUGGGCCUCUGUUUUUGGCAUUCUAGGCAACAUCAUCUCAUUUCUGGUGUUCCUCGCACCAGUGCCGACGUUCCUCCGCGUGUACCGGAAGAAGUCGACGGAGGGGUUCAGCUCGGUGCCGUAUGUGGUGGCUCUGUUCAGCUGCACGCUGUGGAUCCUGUACGCGCUGGUGAAGACCAACUCCAGCCCGCUGCUGACCAUCAACGCCUUCGGGUGCGUGGUGGAGGCCGCCUACAUCCUCCUCUACCUCGUCUACGCGCCGCGGGGCGCCAGGCUGAGGGCGCUCGCCUCCUUCCUCCUCCUCGACGUGGCCGCCUUCUCGCUCGUCGCCGUCGUCACCGUCGUGCUCGUCGCGGAGCCGCACCGCGUCAGGGUGCUCGGCAGCGUCUGCCUCGCCUUCUCCAUGGCCGUCUUCGUCGCCCCCCUGAGCGUCAUCUUCGUUGUGAUCAGGACGAAGAGUGCCGAGUUCAUGCCCUUCACCCUCUCCUUCUUCCUCACCCUCAGCGCCGUCGCCUGGUUCUUGUACGGCCUCUUCACCAAGGACCCCUACGUCACGCUCCCGAACGUGGGCGGCUUCUUCUUCGGGUGCAUCCAGAUGGUGCUCUACUGCUGCUACCGGAAGCGCAAGCCGGCGUCCGUGGUCGUCCUGCCGACGACGACGGCCGCCGCAGCCGUGGCACAGCAGCUGGAGGCGGAGAUGGAGCUGCCCCUCGCCGCCCACCAGCACCAGCUGGCCGUGGCCGUACUGCCCACGUGCGCGGCCCCGGUGCUGGCCGAGCUGCAGAAGCUGGAGGAGGCGAUGGGGUCGCCGCGCAAGGGCGGCGUCAAGGCCAUCUGACCAUGGCCUGCGAUGAACCGCGCGCGAUGCAUGCAUGUCCUGCUCUAGUGCUAGCUGGAUCAGUUGCGUGCUUAUUUGAUUAUUGUUAUGCAUGGCUUGGUAGAUCCGAAUUAUUAACUGACUGCAAGUAGACAGACAUAUAUAUGCGUGUGCCUUCUUUUCUUUACUAUUAUAUAUAUAAUCGUUCGUUUGUGUGUUCUUAAUUAUAUAUAGCUAUAUAUAAGCUUGCUUGUAUUGGAGAUGGAUAAAUUAAUCUGGUGGGUUGUGCAAU
Zea mays is the source of this 1264-nucleotide messenger RNA. RefSeq lists its product as uncharacterized. The transcript is spliced from 5 exons. Gene Ontology annotation, biological process: carbohydrate transport. The record is from RefSeq and is marked validated. The coding region runs from base 124 to 993 and encodes 289 amino acids. Gene Ontology annotation, cellular component: membrane. Lineage: Eukaryota; Viridiplantae; Streptophyta; Magnoliopsida; Poales; Poaceae. Gene Ontology annotation, molecular function: sugar transmembrane transporter activity.